UGGUGGGGGGGGAUUUGGUGGGGGUAUGGUGUGGGGGUGUAUCCCAAUCGGAGCGCGCCGUGUGGGCGGAGCCAACGUCCAAAUUGUCCAAUGGGAGGGCGCGGAGGUUGGCGCGAACCCGGCGCGCGCGAGCCUCGGUUUCCCGCGCUUCGAGUCAGCGAUAACAUCGCCGAGACCCCCAAAAAACAACAAACAUGACAUUAAACAAUCCAACAAAGUAACAGCAGUGUGUAGCGACCAUAAUACCGCCGUGUAAAAGAUACUGCAUUUAUUUAUUCAUAAUAUCCGCAGUAAUUGAUUCUCGUGUGGUUUUAAGGACCGGCUACAAAAGGGUAUUUAUUCUCUGAGGGGAUUAAGCAACGUUACGAAGUCAGACGUUACUUUUUUUGCUUGUUAAAAGUAACACAGAGCCUCCGAGAGGCCGCGGUUAUUGAUUUACAUGUUUUAAAUAUCCACAUUUUUAAUACGUGGAGGAGGGAGGUGCGCGAUGGCAGCGGCGUCCGGACGUCAGGCGCUGAGCGACAUUUCCAACCCCCAGAUCCAAGAGACGCAAAGACGCUUAUAUGAAGAUCUCCUGGACCCGACGGGAUCUCCUAUGACGCCCAACUCACUAAAUCGGCAACGUCGGUCAAAAAUUACCCCCUGUAAACCAAGAGACGAGCCCGUGGCGUGCGUUCCAAACGCAGAAACAGACCAGGGCGUCUUGUAUGAGACACCUCCCUGUUCAUCCCAGCGGAAGAGACUCGUCCCUUCUCAAAAGAAGCCCUUCAUUGCUGACGAGACCCCUUGCAGGUGCUCUGCAACAACAGGCCUGACGAUCAAGAAAAAGAGGAUUCCCAGCACCGAGGAGAUGACGGAGCGACCGCAGCUGCAGACAAUACUGGCCGCGCUGAGCAGGGAUCAGCUGGUGUCGCUCAUUGGCUCAUUUCUCGAAAGACACCCGGAGCGAGAAGGGGAACUGAGGAGCCUCAUCCCAACGCCAGAUGUGACCCCUCUGAUAGAAAAUCUUGAGAGCCUGAAGAAAACUAUCUACAAAUCUUUCCCCAGCUCACGGUCUGGGUCCCACCGUGAUUCCUUCUGCUACAGAAGAGUAAUUUCUCACCUGCAGGCUUUCAGAAUCACAUGCCAGGAGCAAGGGAAGAUUCUGCUUCAGAGUCAGUUUCACGAGGCCAUGCUGGACUACUCCCUCCUCGCUUGCUCCACUGUCGCAGCUCUUCCCGACUGGGAUAACGUUGCCCACAACGCAGUCAAGCAGCGCUGCUUCCGAACGCUCACCAUGCAGUGCAUGUCUGCGCUGAGCAAAAGCACCUUCGAGAGGGAAGGAUAUACCCGUUUACGGAAGAGGUUCGAGAGUGUGUGCACCAUCAACAGUGAGCUGCAGCCCUGCCUCCUGGAAGUGGAACGAAAGCUUAGCCAACUGUAACAGCUUAAUGUUGCGGUGUGUGGAAUAAGUCCUACCAAAUAUCCACUAUUUAAAUGUGUUGGCAGUUAAAUGCAAUAAUUGUUUUAAUGUAACAUUACAAAAAAAUGUAUUAACUGUAAAGACUACUAAAGUCUAAAUAUUCACGAUUUUGGCACUUUAGUGAUGGUGCUUUAAUUUAAUGGUGUUGUUCAUAAUCCUCUACGUGUGAAGUUGCCCAAGUGUUAGUUUUGCUUUGGGAUUUUUUUUCAAGUCGUUCCUAUAAAAAAAUAUUUGCACAAAUCCAAUCUAAUCAGCAUGGACUGCUAUAAUCUAAUACUCAAGCCAACAUCUAUGCCAUGCACACGUUGCAUAGGGUGAUCCAGAUGUCGUGACCGCAAUUUAAUGCUCUAAAAUUUAAUAUUUUAAAGUAAGGUUUAUUUAAAACAAAUGAAUAUGCAAAGGAAACACGUUAGCGGUCAAUUAAGUGUGGGUCACAAAGACAUCCGUACGACCCUGUUCAUGAUUUGGCGAGUGCACAAACUAGGUGGCGCUAGAUGCCUGUUGCAUAUAUUAUCUGAAUGUCAUGUACCUUUGUUUCAAUGAACUAUUUUGAAGUUUCCAUGCAUUCAAGCACAACCUUUACUUGUAUUGAAAUGUGCCAUUCAAAUUUUUUGUAACAUUUUAAUAUUGAGUAGUUUAUCACCUAUAUUAACAUUGAAAUGUAUUAAGUGUGCCUUAACAUAUAUUGCUUUAUUCACUUUAGGAAAUCCUAAUGAAUUGCGGAUUAAAGUGGUUUCGUUUGAAAACGGCUCUGCAGGAAUUACUUCUAAGUUCACCUUUAACCUGUAAACUGGGAUUUUGAAAACAAAACUACAUUGAACUCUUAAUAUAUUCAUGGUUCCAGCAAUGCCGACUCAUGAACAAUUAAUCUUUAAGCCACUGCUAGGCUAUGAAGGUAUUUUUUCACAAUGUUAAGUCAAAACCUCGGGCUGGGAAACUAUUUAGUUAGUCACGCAAUUUUAAAAGAACUUGCUUUCAA
Messenger RNA from Petromyzon marinus (sea lamprey), 2441 nucleotides. RefSeq lists its product as uncharacterized. NCBI's taxonomy places the organism in Eukaryota, Metazoa, Chordata, Hyperoartia, Petromyzontiformes, Petromyzontidae. Gene Ontology annotation, cellular component: nuclear membrane; nucleus. Gene Ontology annotation, molecular function: proteasome binding. Gene Ontology annotation, biological process: nuclear protein quality control by the ubiquitin-proteasome system; proteasome localization. The record is from RefSeq and is a predicted model, not a curated record.